Molecule: messenger RNA, 2018 nt
Organism: Musca domestica (house fly)
Lineage: Eukaryota; Metazoa; Arthropoda; Insecta; Diptera; Muscidae
Gene: NELF-B
Product: negative elongation factor B
Biological process (GO): negative regulation of transcription elongation by RNA polymerase II
Cellular component (GO): nucleus; NELF complex
Source: RefSeq, a predicted model, not a curated record
UGAUUCCACAUCUUUAUUCAGACUUUCUUUCUGUACUGUCUUUCUUUCCAGUGUUGCCAUAACUUUACUUUUUUCUUUCCUCGGUGGCGUCGGUUUGUUAAAUUGUUAAUUCAGUUAAUUCAUUCCAUUCAAUAAACUAAUAAACUCUUUAAACCAUUUUAAACAAUGGCACAACCACCUCCCAAAUUUACCGGUACGGGUUUGGAAGAAGUCAACAUUCCUGGUCAGGCGUAUUUGCGGGAAGCCCUUACGUCGUGUACGGAUCCCCUAAAAGCCAUAGAAAGUUUUCAGUUGGAAAAUGGGGUAUUACUGCCAUCGUUAAGACCAAUGCUGCCUCUACUGGAUUUACAUGGUGUACGGCGUUUGGAUUUUCAUACAUCCCUUAUGGAGGAGUUACGCGAUAAGCUAAUAGCUCACAUUAACGAACUGGGCCAAAAGGAUCCCCGCGAACGCGAUAAGAAACUCAAGGAGUUGUUGAUUAAAAGUUUCCCUGUGGUACGGGUAAAAGCCUUGCGGCCUGUGGUUAUGGCAAUUUUGCGUAACACUCCCCACAUUGAUGAUAAAUAUUUGCGUAUUUUGGUAAGAGAUCGAGAGUUGUAUGCAGACACAGAUACCGAGGUUAAACGGCAGAUAUGGCGUGACAAUCAAUCCCUAUUUGGUGACGAAGUUUCGCCACUACUAUCGCAGUACAUCAGAGAGAAGGAGCAUACUUUUGAUCAUACAAAUCUCAAUAAUCUAUUCUUUCAUCCAUCGCCCAAAGUAAGACGCCAGGGUGAAGUGGUCCAGAAAUUGGCCAAUAUGAUUGGUCGUAGCGUUAAACUGUACGAUAUGGUCUUACAGUUUUUGCGUACGUUAUUCUUGAGAACACGUAAUGUUCAUUACUGUACCCUAAGAGCUGAACUUCUAAUGGCUUUGCAUGAACUUGAUGUUCAGGAGAUUAUAUCUGUGGAUCCAUGCCAUAAAUUCACCUGGUGUCUGGAUGCUUGUAUACGUGAGAAAAAUGUUGACAUUAAACGAUCACGUGAAUUGCAAGGGUUUUUGGAUAAUAUAAAGCGUGGCCAAGAACAGGUGUUGGGUGAUCUUUCCAUGACACUGUGUGAUCCAUAUGCGAUCAACUUUCUCGCCACCUCGGCCAUAAAAAUAUUGCAACAUCUGAUUAACAAUGAGGGUCUGCCACGUGAAAACACCAUUCUCAUAUUAUUGCUUCGCAUGUUAGCUUUGGGCCUGAGUGCAUGGGUAAUGAUCGACUCGCAGGACUUUAAAGAACCCAAACUUGAUUCACAAGUAGUCACUAAGUUCUUACCUGCGCUUAUGUCACUAAUGGUGGAUGAUCAGUGUCGUAGUUUACACUCAAAGUUGCCACCGGAUGAACGUGAAUCGGCUUUGACAACCAUAGAACAUUCGGGACCAGCACCUGAUGCUGUGGAGGCCUACAUUCAAGAGAGUUCGGUAGCCAGCAUAUUGGCUAUGUAUUACACUUUGAAUACAGCCCGCCAAAAGGAUCGUGUUGGUGUUUUAAGAGUAUUGGCUAUAUUGUCUUCGUGCAAAGAUGAUCGGUCCUAUGAAGAUCCGUUUUUACAUUCUUUGAUUGCUUUACUUAUACCUAUGGCAGAGGAAUUUACUACAGAAGAUUUUUGUACGACACUAUUCGAUGAAUUCCUAUUUGCUGGCCUGACACGGGACAAUGUGACAAGGCAUAUGAUCAAGUUGUUGUGGUACGUCCAUAAUAAAUUGCCACCCGGUCGUUUGGCCACAUUAAUGAAAGCUAUGCAACCGACCACGGGUCACAAUGAAGCCGUACACAAGCUAUAUGAAACCCUGCAAGAACGCACAGCUCAAGAAUGUCCACCCGAACAAGCCGAAGUUGAUUUUGAUUCACCGCUGAAAAGUGUACCCACACCGGGUCCACAUUAUAUGCAAUAAACCCAUAUUCGAUUAAGUAUGGUUAUAGUAAUAGGUAAUGUAAGUUUCGGAAAAUAAAAUUCAUGGCGUUUUUUUUUUUUUUUUUGUAAUCGUAA